AUGAGCUCGUCUGAGGCCAGUGAGCCGGAGGCGCUGCCCCCGGUGCCCUUCCUGGUGCGGGCCUCACGUCGGGACCAUGUCACGGUUCUCAGCAGCAGCGACAGCGACGACGAGCGGAUCCCGGACGUACCGCUCCUGCAGCGCCUGUGCCGCCCGCCUCCUCUAGGGGCCGCUGCAUCGCGACCUGUUCCUCAGAAGAGCGUCUCGUCACGUGAUGUUUCCUCCAGACCGCAAGGGGCCGCUGCGCAGAGGAAUCCUCCCCAACAGCGCCCCGCCUCCUCACGUGACCUCCCAGCCCAAGCUGACGGCUGUGACCCUCCCCUGCGGGGCGCAGCAGCACCUGGUCCUGGCAAGGUCUCCCAGUCCAGAAAGGGGAAGAAGAGCUUGGAUGUGGUCACUGUUCACAUAGACACGGUUCUCCUACAGGAUGGAUCAGGUGGACAAGUGCUAAGUGCUCUGCAGGCUCAGGAAACUCCAUGUGCCAUCCAAUCCCAGCCGGUGCCAAGGAGCAUCACCUGGAGCCGAACUGCGGAGAACAUAGAUGGGGAUGCGUUGUGCCAAGAAGAAGCAGAAAUUAUCAUCCUUGUUCCUGCCGAAGACUUUGUUGCCAUGGUUCAGAGCAGUAAGACGGAAACCGGACAUGACCAUGUUACCCUAAGCAGCUUUGUGGCACGUAUCGUGGCUAACAAGUCGUGUGCCAUCCCUACCCUGGUGGUAAUGGAGCUAGAGAAAUACUUCAAGAAUCAGAUGACAAAGAGCCGGAAGAAGCUGAAGGAGGCUGUGCGAGGAGAAGGUGCCAAAGACAAGGGACAUAAAAGGAAACGCAAGGAGGAACUAGCUCCACCACUGAGCAGGCUAGACGUGGAGGAGGCCGUGAUGGUCUUACAACUUCACUCAGAUGUCCAUGUUUGGUUCCUGGAAACCUGGAAGGAGUUUUCGGACUUUGUCUGCAUGUUUAGCAAAGCCGUGACGGAGGCUCCAAUCAAGAGGCAGCGGGAUAAUUCGUCCUUCUCUUUCUACCUGGAUGGUGAGUGGGCAGGAGGGGUAAAAGUCGACCGCUGUGGGAAGGGUCUGUUGGAAGCAUGGAAGAGGCAAAUCCAGCAAUUCAACAGAGUCAGUGUGGAGGUGGCCAGUGCCGUGGUGGCCGUGUAUCCCUCUCCGCAGUUACUGCUUAAGGCUUAUCAGCGUUGUCAGACAGGCGCAGAGAGACACAAUCUUUUAAGUGAUAUCCUUGUGCGCCGCGGUGAGGGCGUUACCUCCACCUCCAGACGUUUGGGCCCUGAACUGUCCAAGCGCAUCUACCUGCAGCUUACGUCCUCAGAAGCGGAGUUAUCACUGGACUUAUGAUGGUACAGGGCUGUAUUUGUGCUGUGUGGCGAGGUUUCAUUGUGCGUCUAUUUUCUAUCCAGUUGCUAAGGGAAUACAGCACCUUCAUUUUUGGAUGGAUUUGUCAAUUCAUUCACCAGUCUGGGAUCCACAUUCUGCAUGGGGAGCGGGGGAGUAAGCCACUAUCAGACACCCCUGGCAACAGCUUAUAUCCUACUAAAGCAGGCACGCUCAACCUGCAGCCCUCCAGCUGUUGCAAAACUACAACUCCCAUCAUUCCCAGACAGCCUACAGCUUUCAGCCUACAGCAGGGCAUGGUGGGAGUUGUAGUUUUACAACAGCUGGAGGGCCGCAGGUUGAGCAUCCCUGUACUAAAGGAUCGUGCAUAUUGAAAUCUAACAGCCUGUUCCCUAUCUCCCAUGACCACUGUUGUCGGGGGAGAGUUGGGGAGCCCCCUUAUGUUUCAGAUGGUUGUCUACGCCUGCUAAAAGUAGUGGUCAGCUGACUUACAUCUAAUGUGUAUGACUAGAUUUAAUACCCCUUUCCAGGGGUUGUCCAGGUUAAUUGUAUUUAUUAUGUAGAGAAAGUUAAUACAAGGCACCUACUACUAAUGUAUUGUGAUUGUCCAUAUUGCUUCCUUUGCUAGCUUGGUUCAUUUUUCCAU
Messenger RNA from Bufo gargarizans (Asiatic toad), 1990 nucleotides. It is a transcript of the gene EME1, whose product is annotated as essential meiotic structure-specific endonuclease 1. NCBI's taxonomy places the organism in Eukaryota, Metazoa, Chordata, Amphibia, Anura, Bufonidae. The transcript has 8 exons. Gene Ontology annotation, biological process: double-strand break repair; replication fork processing; mitotic intra-S DNA damage checkpoint signaling. The record is from RefSeq and is a predicted model, not a curated record. Gene Ontology annotation, cellular component: nucleus; Holliday junction resolvase complex. Bases 1 to 1347 code for a protein of 448 amino acids. Gene Ontology annotation, molecular function: DNA binding; nuclease activity.